AUGGAUCAUAAACCUGACCGUCCUGAUGUCCGCUACACAGAGGGAGCGGCUGACAGCGUGGAGCAGCGGCACCGAGGCUGUGUCCCCCUGAGCCACCGCCAGGAGGCGCUGCAACUCCUCAAACUCGCCGGACCGGUGGUGAUCUCACAGAUGAUGGUUUUCCUGAUCAGCGUCAUCAGCAUGGUGUUCUGUGGACAUCUUGGAAAAACUGAGCUUGCUGCAGUCUCACUGGCGGCUGCUGUUGUCAACGUCAGUGGAGUCUCCAUUGGCACUGGUCUGUCUGCUACUUGUGACACUCUUAUAUCCCAGACAUUUGGCAGUGGUAACUUGAAGCGCGUGGGAGUGAUUCUUCAGAGAGGAGUCCUCAUCUUGUUACUGGCCUGUUUCCCCUGUUGGGCUGUUCUGGUCAACACAGAGCCCCUGCUGCGCUCCGUCCGGCAGAGCCCUGAGGUGGCCAGUCUUUCACAGUUGUAUGUGAUGAUCUUCAUGCCUGCUCUACCGGCGGCGUUUAUGUACCAACUGCAAGGAAAAUAUCUUCAGAAUCAGGGAAUAAUGUGGCCACAGGUCGCUACUGGGGCAGUUGGAAACAUCCUCAACGUCAUCAUCAAUUACAUAUUUCUUCAUCGUCUGGAGCUGGGCGUGGCUGGAUCUGCUGCUGCCAAUGCCAUCUCACAAUAUUCGCUGGCUCUGCUGCUCUUUGUGUAUAUUGUAUGGAGGGGUCUGCACAAAGCUACAUGGGGAGGCUGGUCUAUGGACUGCCUUCAGGAGUGGGGUCUGUUUGUUCGCUUGGCCAUCCCCAGCAUGCUCAUGAUCUGCUUGUCCUGGUGGAUCUUUGAGAUUGGAGGGUUUCUGGCCGGCCUCAUUAGUGAGACGGAACUUGGGGCACAAUCUAUUGCGUACCAGCUUUGCGUCGUGGCGUAUAUGUUUCCUCUCGGAUUCUCAGUAGCUGCUAGCGUACGGGUCGGAAACGCUCUUGGGGCCGGGAAUGUGGAGCAAGCCAAGUUGUCUUGCAGAGUGCCUAUUUUUUGCGCAUUUUUUUGCGCGUGUUUUGUCGGAGCGAGUCUCAGCCUUUCCCGUCAUGUCAUUGGAUACAUUUUUACCACCGAACAUGACAUCAUUCUGAGGGUUUCUGAAGUCAUGGUUUUAUUUGGAUUCCUGCACAUUGGGGAUGCCACAGCGGGUGUAGCGGCGGGCGUGCUGAGAGGAGCGGGGAAGCAGUGGAUAGGUGCUCUGUGUAACCUGGUGGGAUUGUAUUUGAUUGGCUUUCCCAUCGGCGUGUCUUUAAUGUUUGCAGCCAAGAUGGGUAUUGUAGGGCUUUGGACUGGCCUGUCCAUCUGCGUCUGCCUGCAGUGCUCCGUUUUCAUCCUGUUUCUAUACAAUCUUGAUUGGACAAAAGUUGCUAAAGAGGCGUUUGAAAGAUCUGGCAUCCAGGUCAAACGAGAAGAAUCAACCUCAGACGCCCCCCGUCAGAUCCAUGCGGAGGUGGGCACUGCUCUCAGUGUAGAUGGGCAGGAGACAGAGGAGACAUUCACCACCACGAACACAGUGGGGGACGUCCUGCCAACGAGGGCCCUGCUUUUACGACGAUCACUCACGCUGAUUCUCAUGAUCGUCAUCCUGAUCUCUGGCAUCACUACGAGCAAACUGCUAAUGACUUUAUUCAACUGA
Messenger RNA from Knipowitschia caucasica, 1668 nucleotides. The record is from the annotation of a GenBank genome assembly. NCBI's taxonomy places the organism in Eukaryota, Metazoa, Chordata, Actinopteri, Gobiiformes, Gobiidae.